UGAUGCACCUGCUUCAGGACAAGACAGCAACAAUUUUAGGUUUGGAAAACCAAGACUUACAAUAUUUGAUCAAGCCACAGAAGGUAGAGUUUCGUUCAUUAAACUUCAACAACACUUUGCAUUGGCAGCCUGGGAGGGCUAGGGAGGCAAGAGACACAGUCUACUUCGUGCAAUAUAAAGUGUAUGGGCAGAGCACAUGGCAAAACAAAGAUGACUGCUGGGGGAUUCAAAGCCAUGUCUGUGACCUAACAAAUGAGACCUCUGACAUCCAAGAGCCUUACUACGGCAGAGUGAAAGCUGCAUCAGCUGGCACCUAUUCCGACUGGAGCCUCAGCUGCAGAUUCACUCCCUGGCGAGAAACUGUGAUAGGACCUCCAUCAGUAACUGUGGUACACAGCAACAAGCUGAUAAAACUAAAGAUCCAAGCUCCAUCUUCUCCUUAUAAAAGGAAGAAAGGCAGCAAGAUACCAAUGACAAGCUAUUAUGAUCUGCUGUAUCAAGUCUUCAUAAUUAACAACUUGCUAGAUGAGCAACACAAGGUCCUGGUGUACGAAGGAAAAGACAAGGUUAUUAAAAUAGGAGACCUGAGGCCUGGAGUCAGCUACUGCAUCACAGCUAAAACAUAUGUGCCAAUGCUGGACCGCAGCAGUGCCUACAGCAGCAGGCAAUGCACUGUGCUGGAGUGAGGGCUGGCACCUCUGCAACAGUUACAGGGAUAACAGCAGAAGAUGCCUCCCAUCACAGAUCCAACAGGAUGUAAACCAACAUCUGUGCCCUGUCUGGAAGACAUGCUUGGAUACUUUUUAAACCUUUGCUGCAUUAAGUGAUUUGAUUCAUCAUAAUCAUUUUAUGCUGCACAGAGGCCAAGGAUUCUUUGUAUGUUCUAUAUCACAACUUACAGUGAUAUCUAUUUGCAUUUGCAAAGCAAAAACUAUCUUGUUAUAUAAAAACCAAACCAAAACCAAAACAACAAAAAGUCAAAACACAUGAAAAGCAUUUGUGAGAAUAUCCUUACACUUGUUUCUAGAGGGGUUUUUGUUUUUCUAUUUUAAGCACUGGGAUUAAAAUGCAAUUUAUAAAACCAGCA
Molecule: messenger RNA, 1087 nt
Organism: Pogoniulus pusillus (Red-fronted tinkerbird)
Lineage: Eukaryota; Metazoa; Chordata; Aves; Piciformes; Lybiidae
Gene: IL22RA2
Product: interleukin 22 receptor subunit alpha 2
Exons: 6
Coding region: 3-686 (227 amino acids)
Biological process (GO): cytokine-mediated signaling pathway
Cellular component (GO): plasma membrane
Molecular function (GO): protein binding; cytokine receptor activity
Source: RefSeq, a predicted model, not a curated record